AUGGCACAAGCUGGACAAGAUGCCAAGUUCUUCCAGAGGGGAAAGAUCGAGGAGUUCAGAGCCGAUCUUCAUGCCGCCGAUGCAAAGGACAAGAAGUUUGUCAAGAGAAAGACAGUCUUGAAGAAGAUUGUCGCCAAUAUCACGAUGGGGAACGACAUGUCGCCAUUGUUUCCCGACGUAAUACAUUGCCUUGGAACACCUUUGCUUGAGAUUAAGAAGAUGGUGUAUCUGUUCCUUGUCAGCUAUGGAAGGUCGUCCAAACCGGAGCAGAUCAACAUGGUCAUCCCAUUCUUCCUGCAGGACGUUACAGACCGAAACCCUCUCAUCCGCGCACUCGCAAUUCGUACGAUGUCAUAUAUUCCAAUCCCCGUCGUAACAGACGCCCUUACGGAGAAUCUACGACACUGUCUGAGGGACAGGGAUCCCUACGUGCGCAAGACAGCGGCAAUCUGUGUGGCUAAACUAUAUGCUGCAGAUCCCAGAAGAGCAGAGAAGGGAGGGUUCGUUGAAAUGCUACGGGAUCUCAUGCUUGACAGCAAUGCGACUGUGGUUGCGAAUGCUGUCGCUGCAUUGACGGAGAUUGGGGACAGGCCGGACGGCGUUAUCUUCAGACUCAAUCUCACGACGGUCAACAAGCUACUGGCAGCCCUCGAGGAGAGUUCAGAAUGGGGGCAGAUCUACAUCCUCGACUCGUUGCUGCGGUUCGUGCCCGAGAAGCAUUCGGACGCUGAAAUCAUGGCGGAACGAAUCAUUGUGCAUUUGCAACACGCCAACUCUGCAGUCGUUCUCACUACAAUCAAGAUUCUUCUUUACCUCAUGAAUUAUAUGGAGAAUAGGCAACAAAUCGACUAUUGUUGCAAGAAGAUGGGUCCACCAUUAGGUCCCGAGGUGCAAUAUGUAGCGCUUCGCAACAUCUUGCUUAUCAUCCAACGACGCCCUGCCGUUCUCAAGAAUGAUGUCAAGGUAUUCUUCUGCAAGUACAAUGAUCCCAUUUAUGUGAAAUUGGCCAAACUGGAGAUCAUGUACCGUCUGGCGAGAGCAGAAAAUUACGCAGAGGUCUUGACGGAACUUUACGAAUACGCUUCAGAAGUUGACCUCGACUUCGUUCGGAAAGCAGUUCGUUCGAUAGGUCGACUUGCAAUCAAAGUCGAACCAGCUGCAGAUAGUUGCAUUGACACUCUCCUUAAGCUGAUUGAAACAGGUGUUUCUUAUGUCGUUCAGGAGGCCAUCAUCGUCGCCAAGGACAUCUUCAGGAGGUACCCAGGGAAAUACGAAGGCAUCAUCCCUAAACUCUGCGAGCAUCUGGAUACUCUCGAUGAGCCGGAGUCGAAGGCGUCAAUAGUCUGGAUCAUAGGGCAAUUUGCCAAUAAGAUCGACAACGCUGAUGAGUUGUUGGAGGUGCUCAUAGACUCUUUCCUUGACGAAAGCGUAGAGGUACAACUAGCGCUUCUGACGGCGGCAGUCAAGCUCUUUAUCUACAAGUCCAAAUCCGAAACGGCAAAGAAUUUGGUUCACAAGCUGCUGAAGUGGGCCACGGAAGAAGUGGACAACCCGGAUUUAAGGGAUCGAGGAUUUAUGUACUGGCGCAUGCUGGCUAUCAAUCCGGCACUGGCUGGAGAGAUCGUUCUGGCGCCCAAGCCACCUAUCACAACAGACUCUGAUAGGAUGGACCGAGGCGCCCUCGAUCAACUUCUCCUACACACAGGGACACUUGGAUCGAUUUACCAUAAGAAUCCAGAAACCUUCAUUCGCAACGCAGCACCACGGGCAUUAACUGAUACACCCGCUUUGAAUGCGCACUCGAGGGCCGUUCUUAUCCAUCUACCUCGAAUGCAGCUCCCGCCUGGCCCAAUCAACGUGCCAACAGGGCCCACUGAAUCGCAUCGUGCCCCUCCACCAACGUCUGGCUCAGGACCAUUACCUCUCAUACCGGAUGGGGAGGAGCCUGCAUCGCCAGCACCGCCUCCGCUUCCAGCCAGAAAACCGACACAGACCAGUGAUGCAGAUCAAGAGGAUUCGGACGACGAACACAAGGCGGCUCCUGCUAAAAGAACUGAUGACCCAUACUCAAACCUUGACAGUGCAUUCGGAAACUACCUGGUGGACCAACCCCAACCGAUGGACCACAGAGGAAAGCAUGAUGAUGACCUCUUAUUUUAG
Coprinopsis cinerea okayama7#130 is the source of this 2160-nucleotide messenger RNA. Its product is annotated as adaptor protein complex AP-1. Gene Ontology annotation, molecular function: clathrin binding. The coding region runs from base 1 to 2160 and encodes 719 amino acids. Gene Ontology annotation, cellular component: membrane coat. Gene Ontology annotation, biological process: intracellular protein transport; vesicle-mediated transport. The transcript has 10 exons. Lineage: Eukaryota; Fungi; Basidiomycota; Agaricomycetes; Agaricales; Psathyrellaceae. The record is from RefSeq and is a predicted model, not a curated record.